Lactuca saligna is the source of this 1484-nucleotide messenger RNA. NCBI's taxonomy places the organism in Eukaryota, Viridiplantae, Streptophyta, Magnoliopsida, Asterales, Asteraceae. The record is from the annotation of a GenBank genome assembly.
AUGUCUGCUAAACUUGCUCAAGCUCUUGCUUCCGUUGAUGAAAGCUCUAAUGAUCAAGUCAAGAAAAUUCAGCUCUUUAAUAACAGUGUGGAGAAACAACACAGGGUUUCAGACCUAAAUGACCGGAUCGAUAGGAAGAAUUAUGGAGACAUUCUAACUCGAACAACAAAGUUUGGUCCCAUUAUCACCUUCCUCAUGUUCUGGAUCAUUUUCAUCAUGCAUCUCAUGCACCUUUAUAGUUUGGACCAAUGUGCAUGGGGUCCACAACUGCUGUCGGCUUGUAGUCACAGGCCCCCAUAUAAAUCAAUGAAGCAGUCAAUUGGGAACUUCUCAACUGAUGUUCAACAAUUUGAUGAUUUCUGUCACUCACAGAAGUCUAUUACUUGCUUGGAUAACCUAAUUCAGACCUCCAGUAUAUCAGAUUAUGAUCUUGGGGGCGAAGGGGAUCUUUUCAAAGCACCUGAACCUAUAAUUGAACAACCAUUAAUCAGCCUUGAUCCUAUGACAUCUGCAAUUGCAAUGAUCACUUGCGGAGAAGACACCAUUUCCCCCCAAGAACUCAAAGUUACAGAUAUCGAAUCACUGCAGAACGAAGAGUUUCUGAAUGAUGUUUUCUAUGAAUGUAAAAACAUCUUGGCUCAAGAAGCAGCAGCAGCAGCAACUGAAUCAUCACCAUUAUCUGAAGUCCUAAGUUUCAGUUUCCCGGUGGUUACAACAGAUGAAAACAGGGUUGCAAAGGAGAACGUCCAUCCAUCAUGUCAAAUCCCAAAAAGCAUGAGCGCUGAUAGUUUAAACUCAAUGGAUUGGAUCCAAGGCGCUCAAAUUAAGCCAAGUUUUCUGAAUUUCAGUGAAUUAGAUUUUGGGAAUGCUUAUGGUAUGCGAAGGGCUUUCAGUGAUGGAGACAUAAAGACCCUUGCGGAUGCAAACACCAACACGGGACUGAUUCAAUAUCCCCUUGGGCUUGGGCAGCAGCAGCAGCCGCCACUAAUCAGUGAGCGUGCCAUUGAAGACCGUAUGCAAAAGCUCUCAAGAUACAGGAACAAGAAAACAAAGAGGAAUUUUGGCAGAAAAAUCAAGUAUGCUUGCAGGAAGGCUUUGGCGGACAGUCAGCCAAGGAUCAGAGGAAGGUUUGCAAAAACAGAUGAAUCGGAGAUGUUGUUGAGAAAGUAGUGAAGAGGAUAGAGAGCUCUAAUCAGAUCAUCAGCAUGUAGAAAUUAUGAUAAUAGAUGAAAUGAAGAGAAGAAAAUUAUUGUGGUAGCUUUGCAAUGCCAAUGCCACCCGCCCCCAGUGGUCAAAGUCAGAGUGAGUAGGGUUUGCUAAAUAAGGAAAGUAGCUAGCUAGCAAGACAUAAUCAUCAUCUCUUAUUAUUUGUAAUAAUCUUUAUAGUCCCCGUAAUGCUCCCUCAACUUGUCUUGUAUAUAAAGUAUUUGUUGAAUAACUAGUUUUAAUUUAAAUUCUUGUGCAUGUGCGACUCCUUUCAGAUC